This is a messenger RNA of Aspergillus brunneoviolaceus CBS 621.78, 615 nucleotides long. RefSeq names its product peptidylprolyl isomerase family protein FPR2 (gene fkbp3). The coding region runs from base 32 to 457 and encodes 141 amino acids. Gene Ontology annotation, molecular function: peptidyl-prolyl cis-trans isomerase activity. The record is from RefSeq and is a predicted model, not a curated record. The transcript has 3 exons. Lineage: Eukaryota; Fungi; Ascomycota; Eurotiomycetes; Eurotiales; Aspergillaceae. Gene Ontology annotation, biological process: protein peptidyl-prolyl isomerization.
CACCCCCAGAAAACAUAAAACAACCGAAACAAUGCGCCUCCUCUCCCUAGCCCUCACCGCCCUAACGGCCACCCUGGCCGCCGCCUCCUCCUCCUCCUCCUCCUCCUCCUCCUCCCUUGGCAUCGAAGUCACCUACCCCGUCGAAUGCAGCCGCAAGACCCAAAGCGGCGACACGGUGCACAUGCACUACCGCGGCACACUGGCGGCGGACGGCUCCGAGUUCGACGCCAGCUACAAGCGCGGCCAGCCGUUGGUGUUCAAGUUGGGUGCGGGGCGGGUUAUUAAGGGCUGGGACCAAGGCCUGCUGGACAUGUGCAUCGGCGAGAAGCGGACGUUGACGAUUCCGCCCGAGUACGGGUAUGGGAGUCGUGGCGUGGGCCCGAUCCCCGGCGGGGCGACGUUGAUCUUCGAGACGGAGUUGGUGGGGAUUGAUGGGGUGGCGAAGGAUGAGUUGUAAUUGUUCUUAAGUUUGGUUUUUGUUGGAGAGAGGGGUUGGGAAAGGGGGUGUAUGAGAUGGGUGGAUGUGGAUGUGGAUCUUGAUGUGGCUUACUCGUUACUGCACAGUACAUAACAUCGAAAUGCUAAAGUCCAGCUUUAUUUCUAAAAGGCGCAAGU